Osmerus eperlanus (European smelt) is the source of this 2366-nucleotide messenger RNA. Its product is annotated as transcriptional activator protein Pur-beta-like. Gene Ontology annotation, molecular function: RNA polymerase II transcription regulatory region sequence-specific DNA binding; DNA-binding transcription factor activity, RNA polymerase II-specific; purine-rich negative regulatory element binding. The coding region runs from base 89 to 1027 and encodes 312 amino acids. The transcript has a single exon. Gene Ontology annotation, cellular component: nucleus. Gene Ontology annotation, biological process: regulation of transcription by RNA polymerase II. The record is from RefSeq and is a predicted model, not a curated record. Lineage: Eukaryota; Metazoa; Chordata; Actinopteri; Osmeriformes; Osmeridae.
UAUCCAACGCUCGGAAGCUCCGCGAGUAGAGUAAGCACAGGAGGGUCACAGAUACGCAGGACGGAGAAGCUGGCUGCUGGUGGCGAAGAUGGCGGAUGGGGACAGUGGGAGUGAGCGCGGUGGCAGCAGUGGUGGUGGUGGUGGUGGUGGUGGUGGAAGUGGAGGGGGUGGAGGCAGUGGAUUUCAGCACUACCAGCGAGAGCAAGAGACGCAGGAGUUGGCAUCAAAGCGGCUGGACAUUCAGAACAAACGCUUCUAUCUGGAUGUAAAGCAGAACGCAAAAGGCAGGUUCAUCAAAAUCGCCGAGGUCGGCGCCGGGGGUUCGAAAAGUCGACUGACCCUUUCCAUGUCGGUUGCGGCGGAAUUCCGUGACUACCUUGGAGAUUUCAUAGAGCACUACGCCCAACUUGGGCCUAGCAGCCCAGAGCAGAUUGCUCAGUCAUCCGGUGGGGAUGACAGUGGGCCUAGGCGAGCCUUGAAGAGCGAGUUCCUGGUCAGAGAGAACAGAAAAUACUACCUCGAUCUCAAGGAGAACCAGCGGGGGAGGUUUCUCCGGAUCCGACAAACCGUCAACCGUGGGCCUGGUUUUGGAGUCGGGGGAGGUGGCAUCCCUGGUGGCAUGCAGUCAGGACAAACCAUCGCCCUUCCCGCACAAGGUUUAAUAGAGUUCCGCGAUGCCUUGGCCAAGUUGAUAGAUGAUUACGGCGGUGAUGACGAGGAGCUGGCCGGCGGCGGGGGUGCUGGGGGCUACAGCGAGCUUCCGGAGGGAACAUCCAUCAUGGUGGACUCUAAACGGUUCUUCUUUGACGUCGGAUCUAACAAGUACGGAGUUUUCUUGAGGGUGAGCGAAGUUAAGCCCAGCUACAGAAACUCCAUUACUAUUCCCUUCAAAGCAUGGGGCAAGUUUGGAGGCGCCUUCUCCCGCUAUGCCGAGGAGAUGAAGGAGAUUCAAGAUAGGCACAGGGAUAAAAUGUUCGAACGCAGAGGAGGAGAGGAAUCUGAGGGAGAAGAGGUGGACGACGAUUGAUCAAGCCGGCUACAAAAUCGAGAUGAAACCGUGACGCAAAGCUUAGAGUGGAGCGACUACAAUGUGCAUGACGAAUCGAACCUACGACAAAACAACGGAGUAGCCUAAGUAAAGUAGGCCUACAUUCGACUGAGAAAUACUGUCUGUUAAAGAGAAUUGUGAUAUAAAAAGAUUAGGGUAUUUUAGUUUAACAAUUGAAAACUGCAUUAUUUAGUGGUCAGGAAAAGCUGUCUGAUAUUUCCCCAUUGGUGAAAUAUUGUCCAUUUCACUCAUCUAACCGAGCAAACGAUGCUUUAUAUAUAUUCUAAAAAUAGCAGUAGAAUACUGGUCCCGUUUAUAGAGCUAUCUAUUUUAAAGUCUUUAGAAAUACAUUUGGACCUGACCCAUGUAUUUGUCUUUGAUAAGAAAGUGUGAAAAUGUGUGUGUAUAAAGCUAAGAGAUGUGCAGCUCCACAUCCCUGAUGUUGCUCUGGGUUAUUCUGCCUACUAGUGACUCCAAUGGUUGUGUUGAUGCCCACUGUAUUUAGUUUUGUUCUGCGAAGCAUCAUAAAUUCCAGCCCAUCCACCAGGGCACGUUAUUGGGCAAGGCAGUAGUCCUGGGGCAGCCUCUAAAGAAACACCACAGCCUGGCCUCCACCAGCCAGGUCUCCACCAGCCUGGCCUCCACCAGCCAGGUCUCCACCAGCCUGGCCUCCUGUCUGGUUCUGUGUUCUCCUCAGUCUCCAUCACUGCUCCAGCAGUUGUCAGAACUGGAACGCCACACGUCAGAUACUCUGGUCCCCCUGGGCUGAUCCGGGUCCAUCUAUGGGUCCAACAGUGAGACCUGAGCCUGUUUUCACUCCCUGUGGGAACAGAGGGAGACGUUUCACCUGCAGGGACACAGGCCACACACAGGGACUAGUGUCUACCUCGAGAGGGCGCUGCCACAGCCAGGACCUGCACCAGGCUUUAGUUUGGGGAUUUUAUUGCUGAAAAGCUUCACUCGUGAUAAUGGGCUUGGAUCAAGUCAAAAAAGGACUGUCCUUAAACGUCAAGCUUUGGACGUGCCAUUCAGUUCUCAGUGAACUCAGACCAUCUUAAGACUGAGACUCAGUCAGAUUGUAAAAAAUAUUGGUGCUUUUAGAUAACCCCACAAAGCAGGGUGCUGUACUAAAUCUACUGGAAGAUAUAUUACUUACUAAAUAUCAAGUAUAGAUAGAAUUAUUUUGCAAAAAGAAAUCUAUUCAAAUAUGUUAAGAUAUAUCUAUAAUACAUUUAUGACAUAAAUAUGCCUAAAAAAAACAAACAGGCUUAUUUAAACACUAAACUAAGAUGCAAUCCUUUGGGGGUGAUAAAUCACC